This is a messenger RNA of Triticum aestivum (bread wheat), 761 nucleotides long. RefSeq lists its product as uncharacterized. Bases 20 to 424 code for a protein of 134 amino acids. The record is from RefSeq and is a predicted model, not a curated record. The transcript has a single exon. Lineage: Eukaryota; Viridiplantae; Streptophyta; Magnoliopsida; Poales; Poaceae.
AGUACUGUACUUAGCUGCCAUGGCCAGGUUCCACUUCCACCUUCUCUUCUUCUUCGUCGUGCUUGCGCUCUCCACCAGCAGCAGCGCCAGCCCAGUGGCCGCUGCGGACGACGUCGAUGACACCCAGCUGCGGCAGGAGGCCAUGAUGCAGGCCCUCGGGGUGGUCGCCCGCUUCGACCUGGCCACCACCGACGCCGAGGCAGUGAGGCAGGUGAAGCGGGCGCUCGCGGUGCUGAACGGUGAGGUCGAGGCCCGCCCCCAGCAGUGGAAGCCCAUCUUCAAGGCCCUCGACAAGGUGAUGGACAGCGGCGCCGACGACCGCAGUAGGGCGAAGGCGUCCGCCGUGCUCAAGGUGCUGCUCGACCGCGAGCUCGGCCCGUGCCCGGACAGCCUCAGAAGGGACCUCGGAAUCGGUGAUCUCUAAAAUGCAUGCAUGCAUGCAGUCGCUAGUUCGCCACCUUCUCCUUUCUCUUUCGGCCUUGGCGUGCUCUGUCUGUGCUGUUGUUGUUUUUCUUAAGGGUGUCUGGGCUGUAGUUAGUCACAUGGUGCUCCCGUAUUUUCGCUGCGGCCUGCCGCAGUUGUCAGAGCUUCACCUUUACUUUCCUUCAUGUUCGUUCUUCACGCCUUGGGCGGCGGAACGUUGGUGAUUGCGCUUGCUUGCCUGUAACCACUAUUUCAUUAGCCAGCGUAGAUGAUUGUGUGCGCUCCAUGCAUAGAUGAUUGGUGUGCUCCAUGAAUAUCUAAGACAAGUUGAAGCUGAA